AGUUUUCACGAGUCCCACUGCCUUCAGUUUGCAGUAGAAAACUGAUUCUUGCUUCUGUGCCAAGAACUCUGAAUUUGCAAAAUCCUGCUGGUCUUUGGACAAGAUUUGCUAUUGAAGGGCUGCAGCCUUCAAUGCAGUAUUGACCUGAGCUCUUUCACUGAACACCCCAUGGAAGGACGGGCCUUGGGGUAGCUCCUCGCCUGCACCUGGGAAUAGUCUUUGUUGUCUUCAGCCCUAUCAACCUCCACAGCACUGGUAAAAGCACUCGGAGCUCCCCUAUGGUUGCUGGAACUACGCCAUUAGCUCGGAGGGCAGAAUCACCAAGAAUUUUACAUUGUUUAUUUCUCUUUAGAAAUAACAAUAUAGUGAUAGUGCAGCUGCCUAAUGUGACAUUUUUUUAAAAUCACAAUUUAUGAGAUCAUUUUGAAGCAAGUUUCUGACCUGCUUUUCCUUGUAACAACUCCUUUAUGGUACUUAUAAAUCUGGUACUAUGCAUGUAAUGAAAGAAUACAAGGACUAGAAGGAAACCAGCAGUAAUCAGACUGGGAGGUGCCUCGGUUGAGAUGCGCGGUCCCAUGGACACACUCCAAGGGGCAACAUGCUGAGCUCCUGGGCUGUGCUCUGGCACUUCUUGGUGCUCUGCACAACUCCAAAGAGGGGCCCCAGGCUGGAGGCAACACAGCUUGCAGGAAGCAAAGCAGUUCAGUGCAGGUGCUGGUAGGAGCUUAGCAUUUCCACAGAGCAGGUGUCAUAGCACUGUGCAGGUGCCCAGAGCCCGCCAGCAUCCAUGCAGACACAGCUGCAGCACCGCAGCGCUCCCUGCGCUGAGCCUGGCCAGUACAUCGCUGCUCCCAGCCACGCUGUGUUCAGGGAAGUCUUUCUCUUAAGCAGUUGGCUCUCCCAGGACAGUGAAAGAAGUCCCAGAACUGUCCGUUCUAGGAAAGAUGUCAGAACAGAUCUGAUUCUGGAAUUCCAGAUAAGAGUCAUCCUAUAGCUCUGCACUUAGUCCUACUGGCAUACAGUAUUGCAAAGUUUCCCCACAGGGUAUUUCUAUCUGUGCCAUAAACAGAAAUACUAGAGAUCUCACAGGAAAACAGAAUGCUGUGUUUCCCUAAUGACAUUUCCAGGCACAAACAGCUAAAGGCCACUGUUCAAACAAAUGGUUAUCUGACUUCCACACGGUGAAAAGUGCACCUGCGGCUGCUAAAGUGAGUAACAUGAAUGAAUAUGAAAUAAGAAUAAAGCGCUGUUUUAUAAAACAGAACCUCGCCUUGCCAUCAGAGCUGCAUGUGGUGGGCGAUGUGGGUCAGCAGGUGCCAGCACAGCACCCACUGCUCCUCAUUUUCCCUUUUUUCCUGGUGCAGCAUUGACACUUUCAUUGCUCUCCUCACCUGGAGGGCUUUCCACUGUUCAGCAGUUCUCAUUACCCAUUUCAAAGUCCUUCCUAUUAUUAUUUUAUCAUUUUACUGACUUUAACUCAACUAUCAAUUAAUGCAGUCCUAAAACCCUUUGGCUACCAGAACUGAUAAAUAGGAAUGGAAGACUCUACUUCCAUUUCACUUCAUUUAUUUUAAGUGAAAUCUGUGUAAAGAAGACAAAUGGCACAUUUUCUAUUACCAGAUACUAUUUCACAUCCUCCUUACUCUUUCCUUUUUAAUACCAUCAUCAGAAGCGAUGCACUUCAGUUCUUUUAGGCAUACUCUGAUGAUACUGCAAUAUACGGUUUACGGAAAAAUCAAAUUACUUUUUUUUUUUUAAAUGUCAGCAGCACUCUUCGCCAUCUCCCCGCUAAAAUGCAACAUCUAAUUUCUGCAUAGUACGUUUGCAGCAGUUGCUGUGGGCGGAGAGUCUGCUUAUUUGUUUGGUUGGUUUUUACUACAAGGCACUGUCAUGGCAACCACAGCGAGGGUGAACGCAUCUGGAGGUACUCUGUAUACGUCACAUUGGCUGCAGUAAAACUGCCUCAUGCCAUUUAAACUUUUUAUCUGCUGUGUGAGGGCAGUCAGUCAGUCAUGUGAGUCCCAGGGGCGGCUUCUCCUCUGCAGGACUCUGUGCACAGCCCCUCCUCACAGGCCUAGCAGUGCCGUGCUGGCUGCACACAGCGCUGUGCUGGGACGGCGCGGGACUGCCGCUCUGUUCUUGGAUAGAUGAGCAUGGCAGCACUCUGCGGUGUCUAAUUGUAGCUAAUAUUCUGUUCAUCUGUCUCGGUACUUCUGACCCUUCUACUGUAAUUCCUGAGCACUCACAACGUUAAUCAGAGAUUUUCAAUAAUUUAAAUCUAAGGGUCAGCUCUUCCACUGGCGUAAAUCAAUGUCUUUUUUUUCCCUUCUUUUUGGCUUUGGAGCUAAUCGGAAGGGAGUUUGGAUCACAGUGGGAAAGUGAUCUUAAUUUAUUAAAGCACACUGCUGCCUUGUAGCCCAUAGUGCUGUCUCUCUCUAGAGCUCAUCAGCUGCUAAAAACCCACAGGUACUGGCGGGAGGAGAACAGGGCCUUGUCACACUGAGCUCUCAGAGUAAGUACAGCAGCAGAAACAAAGGCACCUGCUAUUUUCAGUGCUACGGCUGAGAUCAGCACCACAAAGUGCCAGCAGGCCGUCAGCCCGGUCCAUGUGCCAGCCCUGCUCAGCCUUGUCGAGGAAUUCCGGCUCCACUGACGGCACAUCCAGCUGGGCUCAGGAGUGCUUUUUUCUUAGAAGUUUUUGAGCCUUGCUUCUGAUUGCUGUUUAAGAUAGAAAUAAAUGGUACAACUAGAUGAAAAAGCAGAGGCUUUUAAUUGCUAACAUCUAUUGAAGAAAGAGGCGUAAGCGAAUAGCCGCAAAAAUGUAAAUCAGAAACAAGGAGUACAGCAAAGAGAUGCUUCUUUGCUGGGACUGGAGAUUCCAGAGAAUGCUCCAGUGGCAAGUUAAGCAAAAGCCAUAAUAUUUUCUUUCCUGGAGAACAUUGCAUCUUUUCCUUAGCACUUGCCAGGCCUCGUAGAGAAGCUGUGACCAGGGAAGCAGGAACUUGUGGGGAGAUGCCACUUUGUAUUCAUUACAGGAGGUUAAAGGUUCCCUAGAGCACAAAGGAGCUUUCCUUUCCCAGCAAUCCCAUCACGGUACACAUCAACACAAUUAAAGCCUGCAAAGCUCAGAAGUGGUCAGAAGUAUUUGGUUAAAUCUGAAAUUAGUUUUUAUUCCAGACAUUCACUGUUCUUUUCCUAUGCACCUCUACAUGUUGAUAUUUGUCAAUAAAAAUUGACUAAAAAAAACAGGACCUCCGGUUCCUCUCACAGUGACAUGCACAGUACCUCACACAGAUCACACAGCCUUCAACCGCAAAGAGAUUAAUAAUUUUCCUGUCCUUUGUCAGUAGAUGCAGUUUCUUUCCUCCCCACACCCACACUGCUGUUUCCUUCUGAUCAGCAUUUGUAGCUUAGCUACUGCUUAACUGAAAGGAAGGAAUUUGCCAAUGCAUUGCUAGAAAGAUGCCUGUGCAAUGUCUGUCCAUUCCAGCCAUGGACAAAGAAGGGAGAAGAUGACUAUUGACAAAAGAAAAUAAAGAACCUUUCUCCAAACACCUCUAGAGAAAUCAUUUCAUUAUAACUGUAUUUCUUGCACAGUUCUAGCUCAAGAAAGGUAACGCUGAGUAGCUGGAGCUAUCUACUGCUUAAUCAGUCAUUCUCACAGGAUUAUUGUCAUUAAAGUGCAUAAUUAUGAGUAGCAGAUGGAGGAGCGCUGGGCUGGAGGGAGGGUGCAGGGAAGGUGCCCGAGGGCCAGUGUGGUUCUGCUGACGCUUCCCCUUGGCACGGCAGGUGCAGCGAGCGGCUCGGCCAUGGCACCGCGCAGGACUGGGCCUGGCUUGGUGGCUGCCUGGGGCCCUGACAGCCACGUACGGAGCAGCAGUGCUGGAGUGAUGGGCUGAACCCAUGGGAGGAAGCAGCACCUGUUCAGGUGGACGCCCAGCAGCCCACUGGGAGGCGUGAAGGCCCGUUCCAGUGGGGGCAUGGCCAAAGCGUUCUUCAGGCUGCAGAAGUUCCUUCGGCGGACCCAGUUUCUGCUCUUCUUCCUGACCGCCGCGUACCUCAUGGCCGGCAGCCUCCUGCUGCUGCAGCGCGCCCGCCUGGCAGCCCAGCAGGGACCACGCGGGGCCUCAGGCCUGGCACCGCCAGGGGUGGACACGGGGCCGGGAGCCAAGGCCGCAGACCCUCACCUGGCGCGUAGCCCCAGCGCCCAGCUCCCCGUGGGAACGGACGCGCUGCCGGGGGUGGAACCGCGGCACAGCCUGCGCUGGACGGCAUCACGCAACUCAGAGCUGAGGUGGCUGCGGAGGAGGUGGUUCCACAGGUUCAUCGGUGACCAGGAGCCCAUGCAGACGGCGGGACUCAGAGCUGUGAGGGGUGCCGCCGAGCACAAAGGCACCUACGUGGGCUGCUUCAGCGAUGACUCGAGGGAGAGGACACUGAAGGGAGCUGUAUUCUACGACUUACGAAAAAUGACGGUGGCUCACUGUCAGGAGGCGUGUGCUGAGAGGGCCUAUGCCUACGCGGGCCUGGCGUACGGAGCGGAAUGCUACUGUGGAAACAAGCUCCCAGCCACCGCCUCCAGGCCCGAGGAAUGCAACAGCGAGUGCAAGGGCGAGAAGGGCUCGGUGUGCGGCGGAGUGAACCGGCUGUCAGUCUACAGGGUGGAGGAGCUGCAGGCGGCGGCACCACGACGGAGGAAUGUUAUCUAUCGAGGAUGUUUUAGAGCUCCAGAAAAUUUAACAGACACCUUUCCAGCCUCUUUGAUACAGCCCAAUUUGACGGUGGAGAUGUGCUCUGAAUUUUGCUCCAAGAAAGAGUUUCCCUUGGCAGUGAUCCGGGGGCGGGAGUGCUACUGCGGGUACCCCACGGGGCGCUUCCCACUGCGGCACGGCGCAGACAGGCGGCUCUGCAGCGCGAUGCCCAACGCCAGCAGCGCUGCCACAGGGGGGUACUGCCUGGCCUACCAGACUCCGGUGCAAGACACCCGCUGCACAGACAGGAAAUUCUUAACCACAAAAUCUAAGGGGUUCAUUGCUUUGUCAAGCUUCCCAGGGGCUGGCAACACGUGGGCUCGCCAUUUGAUCGAGCAUGCCACAGGCUACUACACAGGCAGCUAUUACUUCGAUGGAGCCCUCUACAACAAAGGCUUUAAAGGAGAAAAAGAUCACUGGCGAAGUAGACGGACCAUCUGUGUGAAAACACAUGAAAGUGGCAAGACGGAGAUUGAGAUGUUUGACUCUGCUAUCCUGCUGAUACGAAACCCAUACAAAUCGCUCAUGGCAGAGUUCAACAGGAAAUUCGCUGGGCAUCUGGGCUACGCUGCAGACCGCAACUGGAAGAGCAAAGACUGGCCAGAUUUUGUGAACAGCUAUGCCUCCUGGUGGGCCUCCCAUGUCCUGGACUGGCUGAAGUAUGGAAAGCGUCUGCUUGUCAUCCACUACGAGGACCUGAAACAAAGCCUCAUCCCCAAGCUGAAGGAGAUGGUGGAGUUCUUGAACAUGACAGUGACGGAGGACCGUCUGCUCUGUGUCGAGAACAACAGGGAUGGGAACUUUAAGCGGUCUGGUGCUAAGCAAAAGGAUUUUGAGCCAUUCACCCAAGAAAUGAAAGAUCUUAUCAACAGAUACAUCCUGACAGUGGAUGAGGCCCUGAGAGGAAGAAACUUCACAGGGCUGCCCAGAGAGUAUGUGCCAAGAUGAUAGCAUGGUAGCACUCAACUGUGCUUAAAAAUAUUUUUUUAAAGAAAAAGAGACUAGACCUUUAUAGCAGCUAAAGCAAAGAUACUUGGGGAGUCUGCUGAGCAAUGCAAAUUCUCUCCACUCUGAGGUGUUCUUCAGGGCACUAGGUGUUCCAAAAGGCAAACAGCAGAGGAUAGAAUUUGGUUGACGGAACGAGGCCAAGCCACCAUCUGCCUGCAGGCACUCCUCUGCACAUAGACAGCCAGAGCCUCACGGCAGAGCUCUGGUGCUCCUCGCUGAUGGGGAUUUCAUGGCUAUCAGUUUGGAAGCGGGCUACGUAAAGGGAGGAAAAGCAUGGCAACACCGAUAAACAAUUUUCAUCUGAGCACUUCAGAAAUCUGUUCCUUUCUUCUCAGCACGGCCCACAGCUUCCCUCUGCAGGGCCACCGGCCUGGCCCAGCCUGGCCCCAUGCUCUCACCAGCCACAGCCCCAGUGAUGGAAUGGAGGUCUGCACAGCUGCUCGCUGCCCCUGCGCCGGGUGUUGUGCUGGGGAGCACCCAGUGAGCAGCACAACUGAGGGACUGUGAGGCACUUCUGUUCGUGUGAAAUAAGGGAUUCCUUGAAAACCUGCCCAAAAACAUUAGUUUUAAUAAAACAAGAAGUUUGUAUAAAGGGAGCUGGGCUUCCUCUGUGUGUCACUGGCACUGAAUACAAUAAAACUGUCACAAACAAAACAUCAAGUGCACUUCAACCCGACCAGCACAGCCCCUGUGGUGCCCAGGCUGCAGGGUUGAUAUUCAAAACCACGAGCCCUCUGUCAUUGGCAGAAGUGGCACAAGUAAAGGAAAACUAGCUCUGUAGCUUACUUUUUUUCCCCGUAAGUCCAGGAAAAUGCAGGUGAGAAAAAAAUUGAAAAAAAAUCCAGAGCAAAAGUUGUAGCAGAGGGAUCUGUAAAUCUUCGUUCAGCUUCCACUACCUGAACUCCACU
Molecule: messenger RNA, 6667 nt
Organism: Phasianus colchicus (ring-necked pheasant)
Lineage: Eukaryota; Metazoa; Chordata; Aves; Galliformes; Phasianidae
Source: RefSeq, a predicted model, not a curated record